Messenger RNA from Chara braunii, 1015 nucleotides. NCBI's taxonomy places the organism in Eukaryota, Viridiplantae, Streptophyta, Charophyceae, Charales, Characeae. The record is from the annotation of a GenBank genome assembly.
CCAUGGUUCGUGCAUACCAAUGGCUUCGUAGGGGGACAAGCAGCGAGGGGCUACUGAGUGGCUCAUAUUCCUUCAAGCAGCUCGUCCUCUUUUACUAGUGAUGGUGGAGGCACUGCGAUCACAACUGGGAGGUCGAUUUGAGGCUGUUGGGGGGGGCAGCUUCAUCGCGUCCGCCGUAUCGGGAAGUGAUGGGGAACAUGUUGCAGAUUGUCUGGGAGUUGCAGGAGGGGCCACCUUUGCAAACGGAUGAUCAACAGGAGUCUCUGAAGCGGUGUUGCGAUGACAUCUUCGAGGAGGGGCAAGAUGUGUUCGCAGCGCUGGAGGAGGAGUGGUACCUGCAUUUGUUCGAGACGGAGGAGGACGGUUAUACCAAUGCGUGCACCGCUGGCAGUGACGAGCUGGAGGAGGGUCAAACUGGUGUUAAUAAUACCCACGCUGCUGAUAAUGAUGCAAACAAUAACAACAUGUUCGUGCAGGUACGGGGUACAGACACACGGAUCGUGAGCCUGGGCUUGUCCGACAACGACGUCAACAACAACAACAACAACAACAACAACAACAACAAUAACAACAACAACAAUAACAGCAAUCACGACGCAAGGAUCGUGUGCACCGGCAACACCGUGACUGUAGAGCAUGACACUGCUGCAAGCGAGGAGAUGGUCAGCUCGUGCACGCCGGAUUGUGACAAUGACAACAGUGACAACAACAACGACACUAACAGCGACAACGGCAACGACAUAAACAACAUCAAUAACGACGGUUUGGUAAGUGUGGUAGGGGUCUCCUUUCUUGUCUACCCCUUCUUCUCUCCCCGACUGUCCUUGCCUCCUUGCGACCGUGUUGACGAUCUGAGGGGAGUGCGAAGGGGCUGUUUGAAUGGUCUGUUCAGCAGAUCGGAAGGGUGUGGAGGACAGUUAGGGAUGGGAAGGGUGCGCGUGGGGGUGGGUUAGACACUGGAUUCUCUUAUCGCAUCUGCCAGCUGCCACGUACUAGUAGGGUAGCUCUGGCCACG